AUGGCUUCCGAAGCAUCUUCUGUUGAACAUAGUCCUAAGGGAGAAGAAGAAAGAAAACAUGAAAGAGGAAAAGGAAAACCUCGGCACAAAUUUACAAAACAUGAGUUGGAGAUACUUAAUCAGUUAUUUAAACAGAAUCCCUAUCCUGAGUUUUCAACCAGGGAGGAGCUGGCCAACCAAAUGGAUUGCCAGCUCUGCAUCAUAAAUAACUGGUUCCAAAAUAAAAGAGCCAGACUACGAUGUAGAGAGAAACAAAGAACGUUUGUCACUGGGAGAAAACAGGAGUCCCUUGUCCAAGCACAUCCUGCUGUUGGCCACCAGGAUGCCCAAGUGCAAUCUCACAACAGCACCACCUCACAGCCCUCUUGGCCCCAGCAGGCUCCACUGGGAGGAGCUGGCUACUUUUCUAAGGAGACAUGGGGACUUGCCGGUGAAGAGGAUCACUCAUGUGAUGCUGUGGUUCCAGGCAUUAGAAUGGAAGCAAGUUCUGCUUCAGAGUGGCAAAUGGUCACAGGGAGUGCACCUUCUCCCAGCUCCACACCAGCAAUGCAUAGUCAUCCUGCUUCAUCGCUGCAAGGUUUUGAGAGGGCCACUUUCUCAACAGAGGAAAGCCAGCAUGGCAGGCCCUUGCUUUUGCCCUAUGUUGAUAGCGUGCAGGGAAAUAUGCAGCAGCAGGAGCUCCUCUAUCAGAAUUCAGUGUAUGAAGGCCAGCAGGAGAACGACUGGGGAUAUUAUCUUCACCAACUGCCACAGCCCCAGUAUCACCAAGAGAUGCUAUUUCAGGACCCAUUUCUAGUGCCCCAGAAGCAGGGGAACUUAGAGCAGCAGGUGUCCUCCCUCCUACAACAGCAGGAUGCAGGUUGUGAAGGCAAUGGAGAGGCCCUGAGCUCUCAGGAGCAGUGUACAUCUCCUCCACAAAUGGUGACCAGUUCUCUGCCUGAGCCUCCUGGGCAAGAUGGACAGUUAGGUGCUCUAGAGCAGCCCAGGUUCCCAACCCUAGAUUUCUGGGAGGAGGUAUCUGCUGAGGACCCUUACUGGCCCAGUAUUAUAAGUGAAGGACAUGGCAUUGCAUUUUAG
This is a messenger RNA of Sciurus carolinensis (gray squirrel), 1077 nucleotides long. RefSeq names its product cytoplasmic polyadenylated homeobox-like protein 2. Gene Ontology annotation, biological process: regulation of transcription by RNA polymerase II. Lineage: Eukaryota; Metazoa; Chordata; Mammalia; Rodentia; Sciuridae. Gene Ontology annotation, cellular component: nucleus. The record is from RefSeq and is a predicted model, not a curated record. Bases 1 to 1077 code for a protein of 358 amino acids. The transcript has 3 exons. Gene Ontology annotation, molecular function: RNA polymerase II cis-regulatory region sequence-specific DNA binding; DNA-binding transcription factor activity, RNA polymerase II-specific.